AUGCGAUACCCUUGUGAAAUAUGUGGAAAACUAACAAUUGGAUUUCAUUAUGGGGUCAACUGCUGUAAUGCUUGCAAGCAAUUUUUCAUUCGUGCCGUUACUAGUGACAAAAUUCCAAAUACUUGCUCAUCUAAAAAUGGAAACUGCCAAAAAUGCAGAUUCUGUCGUUAUCAACUUUGUCUCCAAGCCGGUUUAGUGGCUCCAUGCGUCAAAAAUUUCAGUCCAGACCUCUCAAAAGUUUUGGAUCAUUUUAAAUACCUUGAGUUCCAUCGAAAUGACAAAUUUCUGAAUUUCAUCCCUCUGGGGACUUUCAACCUAGACGAUUCAGUUCUCGCGGAAAAUGGGAACUACACGGAGAAACCUGAAAAUUUCCAGCCAAAUUUCGAUACCUGGGUGGCGGUGUGUUUCAGCACUUCAGUGGAUUUCAUAAAACGAUGUGAGGUUUUUGAAGAACUGUCGAAAUGCGAAAAAAUGAGUUUGGUGAAACAAUCCUAUCGAAUGCAUGGGACCUUUUGUUUGGCAAUGAGAUCAUUUGUAAAUCGACAAGAGAUUGCUCAAUUUCCUGGAGGACUGGAUAUAGUACCUGAGGAGAUUCAGAAUCGAUAUCAGAAUUGUCCAGAGAUCCUUAACCGAAUAAAAUGUCCGCUGGUUGCCAAAUUACGCGAGUUGAAAAUUACCAAUGAGGAAUAUUUGCUUUUAAGUGCUCUAAUGAUUUGUAAUACGGCACCAUCAAUUUUUUCGGAAUUCGGACAAAACCACAUUGGCCAUUACCAAAAACUAUUUUCAUCCCUACUUCUCCAAUAUUGUCUACAAAAUUAUUCGAAAAAUGGUCCAUCCAGAUUUUCAGACCUGCUCACAAUUUUUUACACUGUUAACGGAAUACUCCAGGAUUUCGACAAUGCAAUUAUCCCAUUUUUGUAUACUCAAUCAAAAACGGAAACGCAGAGAAUGUUGGAAAAUGUUAUGGAGCAGAAGUUGGAUUGA
Molecule: messenger RNA, 984 nt
Organism: Caenorhabditis briggsae
Lineage: Eukaryota; Metazoa; Nematoda; Chromadorea; Rhabditida; Rhabditidae
Exons: 3
Coding region: 1-984 (327 amino acids)
Biological process (GO): regulation of DNA-templated transcription
Molecular function (GO): sequence-specific DNA binding; zinc ion binding; DNA-binding transcription factor activity
Source: RefSeq, a predicted model, not a curated record